CUUCAAAAAAAUCCUAAUAUUUCUCGAAUAAUUGAAAAUGGUAUAGCUGUUAUUUGUAUUUGUGAAAAGCGUAUUGCUCUUAAAUUACAAUAUAAUGAGACAUAUCUUAAUUCUCAUAUUAAUGGGCCAGAAUGCAAUCGGUCUACUAGAACACAUGCAAUAACUGAAUUUUUGUUUUAG
Messenger RNA from Racocetra persica, 180 nucleotides. NCBI's taxonomy places the organism in Eukaryota, Fungi, Glomeromycota, Glomeromycetes, Diversisporales, Gigasporaceae. The record is from the annotation of a GenBank genome assembly.